AUGGAGAAUCUGAAAAAUAUUUGGAAACCAGAAUUAUAUCGUAUUCAAUUAGAAGCACCAACGCCUAAACGUCUAAUUUGUGAAAAUUGUCCAGACCGUCCAGAAUUUUAUGGUAAAGAGUAUCAUGGUAUUAUGGGUCAUAAAGAGGCAUCGCUUUUACUCGAGAAUGAGUCCAACGGAGCAUUCUUAAUUAGAAAAGGCAAUCAGCACAAUGACUUUUUUACUUUGACAUGGAGAUUUAAUGAUAAAAUACAUCACUACAAGCUUUACUAUGAUGGCACACAUUACAUUAAAGAUAAAAGAUAUGACACAAUAUAUGACCUGGUAGCCGAUGGCUUGAUCACAUGUCAUAUGGAAAUUAAGGCUCAUCAUAUCCUUGAAAUGAUAAAUUCUAGAACAAGUUAUACUGAUAGUCCUUAUGUCACACUUAAUAGACGUAAGAUGAAUACAUUAUCACAGAUGCAUAAGGCAUCAAACAGAUCAAGUCCGAUCAUUAAUAGAUUAGAAACAACACAGUCAGAUGUAACUGUGAAAAAGAUGAACUAUGAUCUGACACCAACUAUAGAGGAUAUUCCAUUAUUGUACAAAUACUCAAAGGCGCACACAUUCAAAGUUCAUACAUUUAAAGGUCUUAAUUGGUGUGAACUGUGUGCUAAUUUCCUAUGGGGAUUUACUGCACAGGGUGUGAAAUGUGAAGAUUGUGGCUUCAUAGCACACUCAAAAUGUUCUGAGAGAGUUCCCAACCAUUGUCUGCCGGAUUUGAAGAAACUCCGUGGUGUAUUCGGGAUUGAUUUGACUACAUUAUUGAAUGCCCACUCCAGUACAUUACCAUUUGUUGUUAAGAAGUGUGUGAAUGAAAUAGAAGCUCGGGGCAUGGAUUCUGAGGGUAUUUACCGUGUGUCCGGAUUCGCUGAUGAAAUUGAAGCAUUGAAAAUGGCCUUCGAUAAGGAUGGUGAAGCUACAGAUUUAAGUGUUUACAGUAAUAUAAAUGUGAUUGCGGGUACUCUCAAAUUAUAUCUGCGGUUACUUCCUGUGCCACUAAUUACGUACGAGGUGCAUCCUAAACUCGUAAGUGCCAUACAAAUGAAGACAACGAGUGUUCAAGUAACAAUGCUACGUGAGUGCUUGGACCUGCUGCCGCCGGCGCACUUCAACUGCUUGCAGUAUAUGGUGCAACAUUUACAUCGCGUGUCUCAACUGGCGGAGGUGAACAAAAUGAGUGCACACAACUUGAGUACAGUUUUCGCACCAACUUUGGUAGCAACUCCUCAGGCUAUUUCUGAUUUGGCGUCAGAAAUACGAGCUCUGCAGACCCUAAUAGAAUAUUGUCCACAGAUAUACUAUGGAAAUAAGUGAUUUUUUUAAAAUGUAUGCAGGGUGUCAGGGAUUUAUACAAUUGUGUAGUGUACUACUGAGUACCAUAGAUUCCUUGGUCGAAAAUAUGACGAUUUAACCCAGCUUACCACUAUCCAAAGUUGUUGUCAUGUUGUGGUACUCCGUUGUACAUUUCAUCAUCCUGUAUACUUCAAAAUCCAUACACAGCGGCCGUUACACUAUUUUAUAUUUAUAACGGAUAACUAAUUUUAUGGAAACUAUAAAUAAAAUCAUAGUUAAGGUAUUUAUGAGAAGAAAAAAAUUCGGAAAUAUUUUGUAAUUUAAGAGUUUUAGACCUAAAUUGUACGAUUUAAUGCUAACAAUAUUUAGAUUUUGGUUUGGAAUUUUAAUACUAAUAUUUAUAAAUAACACUGAAUUAUUUAUAUAAUAAUGAAUAGACAGCAAUAAUAUCUCAUGUAAUUGUAGUAUACGUUAUAAUUUAAGAUUUAAAGUCUGAAUAAGUAACAUAAGUCGAUGUAUUGAUCAAGGUUUGACAGUUGGCGCCAAUUUUAGUACUAGUGUGUGAAUGUAACAUAAUAAUGUUUUUUAAAGACACACGUCUGUUGUCCCGCGCCGGAUGCACCGCACGCACGGAUUAAACGGAUUUGCUUAGUAAACUUAUAUAAAAACGGCUAUAACUCUCAUGUUUUUAUACGUAGUUCUCGUAUAUAUAUAUAUAAGUUUGUGUUCGAAUGGAUUUGCUUUGUCUUAAUGGGAUGCAAGUGGCGCAAAUGGACUUAGCGCUAUGUAAAAUCAUACAAAUUAAAACUUAAAUUCGUUGAGAGCCGUGCGUUCGAUGCGUCCUGCGCGGGUCAAAGGACAUGUACAAAAGUAUCUUUUAAGCCAGUGAUUCUCAAAGUUGUCCCGAAGGACACUGUGGGCCAUGGAAGACCCCAGUGGGUCUGCGAAGUCUGGUCAAACGACUAGAUUAAAAUACAAAAGUAGCUAUUAGUGAGUAAAAAUAUAUGUACCUAUAAUUUAAUUAUCUAUAUCAAUUAGCAGUAUUGGGCUUCCAUAGAGUUUGUGUGUGAAUUCUGAUAAGUGAAAAGCAAACUAUAUAUCUUGCUCUCGUGUAGAAUUGAUUUACUUUGGAAAUAAUUUAAAGACAUUAGUUUUUGAUUUAAAUGUAUUAAAAAUAUGCGAUAGUUAAGU
Papilio xuthus (Asian swallowtail) is the source of this 2526-nucleotide messenger RNA. RefSeq names its product Rho GTPase activating protein at 5A (gene RhoGAP5A). The record is from RefSeq and is a predicted model, not a curated record. The transcript has 8 exons. Lineage: Eukaryota; Metazoa; Arthropoda; Insecta; Lepidoptera; Papilionidae. Bases 1 to 1356 code for a protein of 451 amino acids. Gene Ontology annotation, biological process: signal transduction; regulation of GTPase activity. Gene Ontology annotation, molecular function: GTPase activator activity.